AUGAAUCGCGCGCCUAGCGAGGUCGAUGAAGCCAUCGAGGCAAACCGACCUAUCGUUUCUAAUUCAUCGACGAUCGAGAGGGAAAGGCAAGAGAGAGAGGACUCUUCCUGUUCCAGCAGUUCGUCAAGCAGCGAACCUGAAGAAGAGGAACCUCCGCGCAAGAAAUCAAAACGAGAUGCUCAGGUAACGGUCGAUCUCCGGAUCGACGCGUUAUACGAACAGGUCAGUUUCCUUACAAAUUUAAUUAUGCAUCAGCAAUGUGCGUCAUCAUCAAAUACAAAUGUGACCGCGAAAACCACUGACGUGAUUGAACAACCUGAACAGAAUAAUGAUGAUUUCUUGACCAAUCCUUGCUCUAUUACACCAAAAUCAUUAGAUUUAGGUUUUUGUAAAACUGAUUUUGAUGAGAAAAAAGUUCUUAAACCAGCCGAUGAACAACGUUUAAACCAGUUAAUAAAAUUGCAACAUUUUAAUUCAUCUACGUGGCAACACAUUCGGUAUAAAAAAGCAUUGGCAGACAUGCUUGCGUUCCCAGGCUUUUGUAACUUAAAAAUUAAUGACGAAAUAUGUUGUUUAAAUAAGGGCAAAAAUUUCCUGGCUUCAACGGAGGAAAUUAUGGCUGCAAUUACCAAUGCUUUACUAUACCAAAGGCAAUUGCUACAAUCAGGUUUACAAGAAAUUGUUAAUUGGUCUCACAAUAAUCCUACGGAACUAACCUCUAAUAACCUUUUUAAUAAAAUAAGCGAAAUGUUCGGUAAUUCGUCGCCAUCUUAUAAAUUAUCUGAACAAACAUUACAAAUCGUCUGCGGGAAACGAGCGGAGUGUAUAGAAACUAGGCGUAAAAGAUUAAUUAGCGAAAUUUCUGAUAAAAGUAUUCAAGCCGCUCUCGUUAACAUACCUCCCAGCGAGGAAUUUCUAUUCGAGAAGACACAAUUGAUGUCGCUGGUGCAAUCCCUCGGCGGGCCUCAUUAUUGGUUAUCACCCCCACAAAUCUCUAAAAAUAGGGACCAAGCAAUUGGGGUAGCUAAACCAAAAUCAGUUAGGUCAUUUGUUAGUUGGGACCCAAAUGUAGUUCUGGAAUGGCUUUCAGCUAAUUCACCUAAAGAUACGCUCUUUGAAAUAUCGCGUAGAACAGCAACAGUGUUAUUGCUAGCUUCUGGACGUAGAGUCCACGAUCUUACCUUGUUGCGAAUUUCCAAAGACAACUAUCUUGAUAAUGGACAAAACAUCUAUUUAAUACCGGCAUUUGGUUCAAAGACUGACAGACAUGACUGCCGCCAAUCUGCUUGGAAGCUGUCUAAACAUCCUGAUAAGAACAUCUGCCCAGUUAGUUUAGUUAGAUGUUUAAUAGAGAAAACCAAACAAAGAAGGUCGGAUAUUAAAGACUUAGACAACCUCUUCAUUACAAUUAGUAAUAAAGUAAAAUUUGCUUCCCGUACUGUAAUAGGCAACUGGGUGCGCACAGUUCUUAAAGACAGUGGUAUUGAUGCUUCCCCAGGGAGUUGUAGGUCAGCUGUAGCUUCACUGGGGUGGUUAGAUAAUCAACCCUUAGAUGAUAUAUUAGCACGGGCAUUGCAGGAAGUCCUUCCUGGUGAAGACUAUGAUAUUCAAAGUGACAACGUUUUGCCGUGUCCUAGCUGGAUUUUCUACUACCGUCAAUUUAAAAUU
This is a messenger RNA of Brenthis ino (lesser marbled fritillary), 1668 nucleotides long. The record is from the annotation of a GenBank genome assembly. NCBI's taxonomy places the organism in Eukaryota, Metazoa, Arthropoda, Insecta, Lepidoptera, Nymphalidae.